GGGCGUAGCCCUAGAGGAAAGCGAUGCGCUCGAGUAGAUGGCCAGUGAAGCUGCGGCUCCCGGAUCUCCCAGGCAGAGAUCUCCCACUCAGAGAUCUCCCACUCAAUCGCCACAGCAAUCCCCGCGGGAGCAGGCGCCAGCAGCAGAUCCAGAGCCGCGAGCUCCAGAUCCACCACCAGCCGAGGAGGAUGCGAUCGCUCCUCCCGAGCCCCCAGCGGCGGUGGCGGCUGCUCCGCCAGCGACGACAGAGGUGAGCGUGGCUGGAGAGGAGCCGGAAGCUAAGCCGCCGGAGCGGCAGCUGAUCAAGCGCGAGGUUGUUCGUGUGGAAGCGGCAUGGCUCAAGAGGAAGAAGGGAAAUCCCAACCUCAAUCCAAGGGGAUUUCAAGUGAUUUGCACGCUCAGUGGCGGCAUGGAUCCCGCGACUGCGAAGAAAGUGUCGAUCGGAUCAAAGCCGCCUCCACUGAACAAGGAUCAACGCGAACCACCAUUCAAGAGCAUUGCGGUUGAUGUCAAAGAGUUUCCAGACGCCUAUAUGUUCGUAGCAGACGUUCCAGGAUUGAGAAACACGGACAUCAAGAUCGAUGUUGUCAACGAUCGAUUCAUGACGAUCUCUGGCGGCCGAUCCCGCAACGAUGAACCCGGUGCUUACUACAUAAGUUUAGAGCGCACAAUGGGCAAGUUCAUCCGGAAGUUCCAGCUCCCAGGGAACUCCAAUCUGGAUGCCAUGAGAGCAGGCUGCCAAGAUGGCGUUCUUACAAUCUUCGUCCCCAUGGCGCCGCCGCUUGCCGAGCCCGUCGUCCGACCAGUGCUAGACGUCGCCUGGGAUAGAAGAAAGAGCAAAGGCUAAUCUUCCAUCACACUGAUAGAUGAGAAGCAAAAUUUUCCGGAUUGGAUAAGAAGGAUUUGUUCUUCCUGGGUUGUUUUGCAAGAGCAUUGUAAAGAUGAAGCAAUCAUCGAAAGAAGAAAUGGGGCAUCAUACGAAUGCUUUGUCAACACAAAAGAAUUCUGUCCCGAAAGAUGGUGUUUG
Selaginella moellendorffii is the source of this 1027-nucleotide messenger RNA. RefSeq names its product translation initiation factor IF-2. NCBI's taxonomy places the organism in Eukaryota, Viridiplantae, Streptophyta, Lycopodiopsida, Selaginellales, Selaginellaceae. Gene Ontology annotation, biological process: response to salt stress; protein folding; protein complex oligomerization. The record is from RefSeq and is a predicted model, not a curated record. The transcript has 3 exons. Bases 38 to 847 code for a protein of 269 amino acids.